ACAGUGGAAGUGAAUGGUUACAGGUUUUCAGCAUUCUUCAAAAUAUCUUCCUUUAUGUUCCGCUGAGAAAAGAAACACAAACAGGUUUAAAAGAAGUGAAGGGUGAGUACAUGAAGACAGAAUGUUCACUUCUGGGUGAAUAUCCUUGUGAAGGGAUAGUUCAAUCCAAAAAAAGAAAAUGUACUCACUAUUACUCUCCGUCAAGUGGAGUUUCAAAGCUUUACGAGUUUCUUUCUCCUGUUGGAAGCAAAAGAAGAUAUUUUGAAAAAGGUUAGAAGCCGAUGACUUUUAGAGUAUGAGCAACAAAUACAAUGGAAGUCAAUGGUUACAGGUUUUCAGCACCAACAGGUUUGGAAGAAGUGACUGACGACACAAUGUUAGCUAUAUGGAUUUGGAGAUGAAGGCGGUGUUUUUCCAGCAUCUAUCAGCAGCACGUGAGCUCUGAUGAACAUUAAUGAAGUGGCCAUCAUGCAAACAGAUCCUACAGGCUUUCUGUCAUCUGUAAGCUGAUCUGCACACGUGAUCCACACACACACACAUACACACCUCCGCUGAUCUGCUGUUCACUCCUGCAUUACUGCAGAGCUCUCCGUCUGCUCGUGUAGAGUCUCCACUCAUGGAGAAGAGCGUGAUCAAGUUCAGCCACUGCCACAGGGACAUCUUCUGCUUCUUCGUGCCGGAUCAGUGUCCUGAAUGUGGGGAGAGUUUGAGCGGGAAGCGGCUGGAGGAGGCGCCGGUCUCCAUCCCAAACCCCUUCAGCAAUGGACACAAAACCCCAUGUGCUUUUCUGGUGGCGUCAGCUGAAGACCGCCUGCUCAGGGACUUUGAUGGACAGUCUGAUCUGCAUACAGGAAUUACCAACACAAAUGGCGUGGUGUAUAAUUACACGUGUGCGGGGGUUCAGCGGGAGGCUCAGGGCUGGGAGCGCUGCAUCUGUGUGCCGCUGGUGCAGCCGGAUAUGUUCAGCCUGAUCAGCCAGUGGGAUCAAUAUCUGGAGAAAUUCUCCACCGCUCAGAUGUGGGACCCGCUCUGGCAGAGCUUUAAUGAAGAGAGCCACAACUGCUUCAGCUUCACACUGAUGUUCAUCAACUGUGUUCUGGCCACGCAGUCCAAGCGCGCGCUCAGCAAAGAUGAGUUCACACACUCGUUUGUUCUGCCCCGCAUUAAAAGAGCCUCCAAAUACAUAAUGCUGUGCGGCCAGAUAACCCAGAACCACUUCUACACUGUCAACAACCCAAGGAGAAACUCUCAGGACGACCCAAUGGAAGAAAACAACCAGAACUGAUGGAGCUUCACUGCAAAAUAACACUCAAUAUUCAUACAUCUUGUAUCAAGGUGACAUUGGAUUGAAAGAUGCAAAACGUGCCUGUUAAUCACACUAACAACAGAAACGACACCGCUGGAUCUGCUUUACUGUCAUAUCUGCAUUCAGUUGAUCCACAGUACUGAUGGAAAAGUCAUAUAUGCUCAAGAAUGAGUAGAAUAUGGGCUAUUUAUUGAUUUAUAAUAACCCAUAUUUUUUAUUAAUGGGGAGAACUGCUCUAUGCAACACAGGCUCCUUCUGUAAACAUAACCCUAUAUUCAUUUCUGGAGAUGGGGAAUGAUGUAGCCAGAGGAACGUAUGGCUGCAUCAUGUCUUUAAAACAAACACUACAGGGCUGUAAGACGCCGUUCGUUUUCACGCUUACCAGAACUUACUCAUAAAGCGUACACAGCAGCCUCUGGUGGAUUCACCAAAACUGCAAUAAAACGCACCUCAGGGGACGUAUCUCAUGCUCUCCAGAAAUGUAUACAGAGGUACAUAAUCAGUAUGAGCCUGGGUUGGUUCCAUGAGUAAAUUGACCAUUUUAACUGUAAGUAACCCAAGUAAAGCACAUACAGUGAUCAUUAUAAAUGAGUUUCACCUCUCUUUUACAGUAAUAUUCAUUCAUUUUUCUUUGGCUUAAUCCCUUAAUUAAUCUGGGGUCGCCACAGCGGAAUGAACCGCCAACUUAUCCAGCAUUUGUUUUAUUCAGCGGAUGCCCUUCCAGCUGCAACCCAACACUGGGAAAUACAGUCAUUUUCUCUACAGCAAUAUAUGUGUGCAGAUACAUUAGAAUAGUCAGUACUGAAGAAAACACUGAUCAACUAAUCUAACAAAACAACAUCACUGUGCAAAAAUGAGGACACGCAAAUUAAGAUGAUCAGGGGAAAAUAGUAAAUAAAAUUGUAAUAAAAAAUAUAAAGUUUGUAUUUAUAUGUUAUAUUUAUACUCUGCUAUGUUACAAAUGUGAUUGUUCUUAUUGCUGUUUAUUUCUGUUCUUAUUAAUAUGAUUCACACUGAUGUUUUCUGUUUAUUUUGAAAUAUUAUGAAAUGAAGAAAUGACCCAUGGGAACUUUAAUGUAAAUUAGUUUGGUAUAUUUGUCUUCAGCUAAUGGCUCUUAAUGAUAUUUAGUUGUAGGCCCUCAAUAUGAAAUAGUUUGGGCACCCCUGGUUUAAACGUACCAAAAUGAUCGCCUAUAUUGGCAGAAUAAAAACCCCAAAUAUACGUUUGUAAAGGCGGUGUGCUGACU
Danio aesculapii is the source of this 2553-nucleotide messenger RNA. RefSeq names its product MKRN2 opposite strand, tandem duplicate 2 (gene mkrn2os.2). The transcript has 4 exons. Lineage: Eukaryota; Metazoa; Chordata; Actinopteri; Cypriniformes; Danionidae. The record is from RefSeq and is a predicted model, not a curated record. The coding region runs from base 617 to 1285 and encodes 222 amino acids.